AUGGAUUUAGGUAAUAAUGAAAUGUUUCUCUCCAACGAUAUGCUGCAUGAAAAGCAGGGACAUAACUCCCUUAUAGAAGAUAACAUUAUUACAAGCAUAAAUAACAGUAGACGAGGUAGCUUAGUUACACAGGACUCCGAAUUUGAAUUAGAUGAUGCUUUGCUAACUGGGAGUGAUUUAGAUUACGAUUAUGAGGACGAGCUAGAUGAUAUGAUUGUGUUGCCAAUAACCAACGCAAAAAGGAAACAAAUCAACGAAGGUGGAGUACCUAAUUUGGAAUACGAAUGUCUCACAACUAAAGAUAUUUUUAAUAGAAUGUUAGAAAGAGUGAAUCACUUACAGCCUAUCUUUUCUUUACCCUUGGAAGAUAUAAUUAUCCUAAUGCAGCAUUAUGACUGGAAUGAAGAGAGACUGCUUGAAAAGUGGACUGAUAAGAUGGAUGACUUGCUGACCGAAAUAGGUCUUAUCCAUGAAAAUGGCAAUUUAACCGUCAAUGAACGUGGAGUUGCCCUCAAAGAAGACUUUGAAUGCGGUAUUUGUUGCGAAGUAAAGUCUGUUGAAGUCUUUUCGCUAGAAUGUGGACAUGAAUAUUGUAUCGAGUGUUAUAGAAGAUACAUACAGGGUAGGCUACAUAGUGGUAAUAUUAUUACAUGUAUGGGCUGUUCAGUAGCAUUGAAAAAUGAAGAUAUCGAUGAAAUUAUGGGAUAUGAAUCAAGUAAUAAGUUGAUGUAUUCUUCUAUUAAGAGUUUUGUAUCAAAACAUCAUAGGAACUAUAAAUGGUGCCCCUACACUGAUUGCAAGUGCAUAAUCCAUCUGGAUGAUACUUCUUCGUUAAGCGAAUAUUCGAGACUUCAUUAUUCACCCUUUGUAAAAUGUAAUGCAUUGCAUAGAUUUUGUUUCAGCUGUGGUUUUGAAAUACAUGCCCCAGCAGACUGCGACAUAACUAAUGCAUGGAUCAAAAAGGCUAGAAAAGAAUCAGAAAAUUUGAAUUGGGUACUAUCUAACACGAAAGAAUGUCCCAAAUGUUCUGUUAAUAUUGAAAAGGACGGUGGAUGUAACCAUAUGGUCUGUUCGAGCUGUAAAUAUGAAUUUUGCUGGAUUUGCGAGGGUGAAUGGGCUCCCCAUGGAAAGAGUUUUUACCAGUGUACCCUUUACAAGAAUGAAGACGGUAAAUAUAAUAAGUCCUCAAGUCAAGAAGCUAAUAAAUUGAUGAAAAAAUACACAUUUUAUUAUAGAAUGUUCAAUGAACAUGAGGUUUCCGCAAAACUGGAUUGGAAACUAGGACAGACUGUAGGUAUCAAAGUGAAAAGCUUACAAGAAAAGAUUGGUGUUUCCUGGAUUGAAGGCCAAUUUUUGGCGGAAAGUCUACGGACAUUGAAUGAAGGUAGAACUGCCUUAAAGUGGUCAUUUGCAGUCGCAUUCUAUUCCGAUCCCUCCCAUAAUUUAACUAAGAUAUUUGUUGAUAAUCAAGCUUUACUAUCUAAGGCGGUAGAAGAUUUGUCGGAAUUACUACAGAUCAAGGAUCCUGAACUUAUUAUGAGGCGGAAACCAGACUUUUAUAACAAGGCUGGAUAUGUUCAAAAUAGAACGAAUGCAUUAAUGGAAUGUGGCAGAGAUUUGUUAUGUAAGGGAAUAUGUAAACUUACCGAUUAG
This is a messenger RNA of Kazachstania africana CBS 2517, 1653 nucleotides long. It is a transcript of the gene HEL1, whose product is annotated as E3 ubiquitin-protein ligase HEL1. The transcript has a single exon. Gene Ontology annotation, molecular function: zinc ion binding; ubiquitin protein ligase activity; ubiquitin conjugating enzyme binding. The coding region runs from base 1 to 1653 and encodes 550 amino acids. Gene Ontology annotation, cellular component: cytoplasm; ubiquitin ligase complex. The record is from RefSeq and is a predicted model, not a curated record. NCBI's taxonomy places the organism in Eukaryota, Fungi, Ascomycota, Saccharomycetes, Saccharomycetales, Saccharomycetaceae. Gene Ontology annotation, biological process: positive regulation of proteasomal ubiquitin-dependent protein catabolic process; ubiquitin-dependent protein catabolic process; protein polyubiquitination.